Molecule: messenger RNA, 4456 nt
Organism: Betta splendens (Siamese fighting fish)
Lineage: Eukaryota; Metazoa; Chordata; Actinopteri; Anabantiformes; Osphronemidae
Gene: taf2
Product: TAF2 RNA polymerase II, TATA box binding protein (TBP)-associated factor
Exons: 27
Coding region: 442-4074 (1210 amino acids)
Biological process (GO): transcription initiation at RNA polymerase II promoter
Cellular component (GO): transcription factor TFIID complex
Molecular function (GO): chromatin binding; RNA polymerase II general transcription initiation factor activity; transcription cis-regulatory region binding
Source: RefSeq, a predicted model, not a curated record
UAGGGGAUCCUAUACGCCGUUUCAUUUUUACGCGGGAGGUCAAAGGUUAUUAACAAAAUGGCUGAAUACAGAGGAAUCCUAGUUAUACGAGAAUGCGAACAUAGAUCUGUAAUUAUACGGUGAUGUGUUGUCUUGGAUUGACAUUGAUUGCCGAGUCAAAUUCGUGGACACGUCCUUUUUGGUUGCGAUAAACGACUGUAAGCCGUCCUAAGCGAGACAAGCUCAAGAUAAAGAAUCAUUGCUAAUGCCGGACCAGUAUCGACUGUAGCAAAUGUCUUCUAAGCUCGUGGUCUGUUAACGUUACAAAGAAGAAGAUUGUUCUUUAUCUUAGUUUGCCAGACGUUUGGAGUUGCUGCAUGUGAUGUUUGCGACGGAACCCAACACUGCUAAGAAGGAAACAUCACGGAACGAUAGGGCGCGUGGACACGAAAGCUAACGAAGAUGAACAGAAAGAAAGAUAAAGGGUUUGAGAGCCCACGGCCAUUUAAAUUGACCCAGCAGGUGGUGUGCAUCAACAACAUCAACUUUCAAAGGAAGUCCGUCAUUGGCUAUGUUGAGCUGACUAUUUUCCCCACAGUAGCCAACUUGAAUAGAAUCAAGCUUAACAGCAAACAGUGCCGCAUCUACAGGGUCCGGGUCAAUGAACUUGAAGCCCCAUUCAUUUACAAUGACCCUACCUUGGAAGUCUGUCACCAAGAGUCUAAACAGAGGAAUCUCAACUAUUUCUCUAGUGCCUAUACAGCAGCAGUGAGUGCUGUGGAUCCAGAUGCAGGACAUGGGGAACUGGUCAUCAAAGUUCCCUCUGAGCUCUGGAAACAAGGAGAUGUAGAUUUGAAGGUUUUAAAGGUCUACAUUGAAUUUUCCUUGGAUCAGCCAAAAGGAGGUCUCCACUUUGUUGUUCCUGAUGUGGAGGGCAGUAUGGCAGAGAGAGGAGCCCACAUGUUUUCCUUUGGUUACCAGAACUCCAGAUUUUGGUUCCCCUGUGUGGACUCGUACUCAGAACUAUGUACAUGGAAGCUAGAGUUUACUGUGGAUGCUUCUAUGGUGGCAGUAUCCUGUGGCGAUCUGGUGGAGACUAUCUACACCCAUGACAUGAGGAAAAAGACUUUCCACUACAUGCUUCCCAUCCCUACAGCAGCACCUAACAUUUCUCUUGCUGUUGGGCCCUUUGAAAUUCUUGUGGAUCCCUACAUGCAUGAGGUGACCCAUUUCUGUCUGCCACAGCUGCUGCCCCUGCUCAAACACUCCAUGUCUUACCUGCAUGAAAUUUUUGAGUUUUAUGAGGAGAUCCUGACUUGCCGCUACCCUUAUGCCUGCUUUAAGACCGUUUUUGUGGAUGAGGCAUAUGUACAAGUGUCGUCCUAUGCAUCAAUGAGCAUCUUCAGUACCAACCUGCUCCACAGUGCUACAGUCAUUGACCAGACCCCACAAACUCGCCAAUGUUUGGCCCAGGCGUUGGCUCACCAGUUCUUUGGCUGUUUCAUCUCUAGGAUGUCAUGGGCUGAUGAGUGGGUGUUAAAGGGAAUCUCGGGUUACAUCUAUGGCCUUUACCUCAAGAAAACCUUUGGCGUUAAUGAGUAUCGGCACUGGAUCAAAGGGGAGCUGGAUAAGAUUGUUGACUAUGAACUUAAGAUUGGAGGGGUUUUGCUUCACCCAACCUUCAGUGGUGGCAAAGAGAAGGACAACCCUACUCCCCACCUUCACUUUUCUAUUAAGCAUCCCCAUACAUUGUCUUGGGAGUACUACAAGAUGUUUCAGUGUAAGGCCCACCUGGUGAUGAGGUUGAUAGAAAACAGGAUCAGCAUGGAGUUCAUGUUGCAGGUUUUCAACAAGCUCCUGAGUCUGGCAAGUACAGCCUCAUCUCAGAAGUACCAGAGUCACAUGUGGAGCCAGAUGCUUUUGUCUACUCAUGCUUUCCUCAAAUCUAUCUCCAAUGUGUCUGGCAAAGACAUUGGCCCACUCAUUAAGCAAUGGGUAGACCAAAGUGGUGUAGUAAAAUUCUUUGGCAGUUUUGCCUUCAACAGGAAGAGGAAUGUACUGGAGUUGGAGAUCCGUCAGGACUACACAUCAUCUGGAACUCAGAAAUAUGUGGGUCCAAUCAAGGUCACGGUGCAGGAACUGGAUGGAUCCUUUAACCACAUGCUGCAAAUAGAGGAGAACAGCCUGAAACAUGACAUUCCCUGCCACUCUAAAAGCAGGCGAAACAAGAAAAAGAAAAUCCCUUUGAUGAAUGGAGAAGAGGUUGACAUGGAUUUGUCAGCCAUGGAUGCUGACUCACCCCUCCUCUGGAUCCGGAUUGACCCAGACAUGUCCAUUCUUAGGAAGGUGGAAUUUGAGCAGGCUGACUUCAUGUGGCAGUAUCAGCUUCGUUAUGAGAGGGAUGUAGUCGCACAGGAAGAGGCUAUUUCAGCACUGGAAAAGUUCCCAACUCCUGCAUCCAGACUUGCUCUAACUGACAUCCUGGAGCAAGAACAAUGUUUCUACAAAGUCCGCAUGCAGGCCUGCUUCUGCUUAGCGCGGAUAGCCAAUGCCAUGGUGAGCACAUGGCAGGGACCACCCGCCAUGAAAUCACUGUUCACCAGAAUGUUCUGCUGUAAGAGCUGUCCCAACAUUGUCAAGACCAACAACUUUAUGAACUUCCAGAGCUACUUCCUGCAAAAGACGAUGCCAGUUGCCAUGGCAUUACUCAGAGAUGUUCAGAACCUCUGUCCAAAAGAUGUCCUGAAUUUUAUACUUGACCUUAUGAAGUAUAACGACAACAGAAAAAACAAAUUCUCAGAUAACUACUACCGUGCAGAUUUGAUUGAAGCACUGACCAACUCACUGACACCGGCCAUCAGCAUCAACAAUGAAGUACGCACAGUGGACAAUCUGAACGCUGAUGUUCGACUCAUAUUAGAGGAAAUUACCAGAUUCCUCAACAUGGAGAAACUGCUGCCCAGCUUCAGAAACACCAUCACUGUCAGUUGUCUUAAGGCAAUCCGUCAGCUCCAGAAGAACGGUCAUAUCCCCAGUGACCCAUCCCUGUUCAAGUCCUAUGCUGAGUAUGGUCACUUUGUAGAUGUUCGCAUUGCUGCACUGGAGGCUGUCAUUGACUAUACAAGAGUUGAAAGAGAUGCAACAGAACUUCAGUGGCUUCUCAUCCUGGUUCAGACUGACCCAAUUCAUUAUGUCAGACAUCAGAUCCUGAGCAUGCUGUGUAAGAAUCCACCAUUCACCAAGACAUCUGAGUCUCCUCUGUGUAAUGAGGGUUUGGUCGACCAGCUCUGGAAGCUUAUGAAUUCAGGUACCUCCCAUGACUGGCGGCUACGCUGUGAUGUCAUGAAUCUGUACUACACAUUGUUUGGCUUGACUCGGCCCUCCUGCCUCCCGCUACCAGAACUUGGCCUUGUGUUAAACCUAAAGGAAAAGAAAGCCGUGCUCAACCCAACCAUCAAGCCUGAGAUAGGUGUAGCCGCUAUGAUAGACACGCCCGCCAGUAUCGGCAUCCAUGGUGUUGGCAUGAGCUACUCAGCUGUGGAAGAAGAGCCGGAUCCAAUUUCUUUGGGCGUGUGUGGGGUGGGUCAGCCCCCUCAGGGCCUAAAGAGGAAGCCUGAGACCCUGCUGGGCUCCCCUCCAGAGCCAGGGCAAGUACUGCAUCCGAAGGAGGACGAUGGAAGAGGAGGGCGCUACAAGAUCAGAUUCAACACAAAUGAAGAUGAAGAUAUUGAUAUGGAGACUGUUCAUGACAGUCAGGCCUUUAUUCAUCAUCACCUCAAUCUGUUAGAGAGACCCUCUACACCAGGUAAAGAGCCUCCCGCUAUUGAACAAUCCAUGCUUUCUCUGCCUGCCACACCAGUGCCCCCUGUCCCGAAAGAGAUGACAUCGUUAUCAUCCAAGCAUGGCAGCGAGCACAGCCACCAUCAUCAUCACCACCAUCAUGAGCACAAGAAGAAGAAGAAAAAGCACAAGCACAAACACAAACACAAACACAAGCAUGAAAGUAGAGACAAGGAGAAAGAGAGAGACUUGCAUGUCCACAGUAACAGUCCAGCCAGUGGCCGGUCCCUUCAUUCACCAUCUCUCUCAGACUAAAGGUCUACCUGCAGAUCAGGGUCAUUAGAUUCAUUCAUUCAUAGGAUUAGGGACAGAAUGUGAAUUGUUGUGGAAAUAUUGUAAGCCCAGAGGUAUUUUCAUGUCUUCACACAGGACUGCUUGAGACACACAGAUACUUCAUACCACUCGUUAGAAGUCAGUCUCAGACAACCUUAUACAUUUUUUUUCGAUUGUGUCUUACCCCAACAGCUUAAUGGCAACAUUGAGAAAGGGGCAUUAUAUAAUUCUGCGUAGAACAGAUGGAAAUGUGCUAGACAAUUGAAAGUAGUAAUAGUGUGUUUUAAAAAAAACUUUUUGUGGUUGUCAUAACUGAAGAUGUUUUGUUGUUGUCUGUUUUAAACAAUUAAAACUUGUAGAAUUC